UGUAGUCCCAACGCUGUCCAGUAGGCGGUGCGUGCGGACGUGUGUGUUUGUGUGCGUGUGCGCGCCCGUGUGUGCGCCUGUGCUCUUUAUUGUUUCCUGAGAAAGAGAUUGAGCACAGUGUUUCCUCGCAUUCGUUUCAAUGGCUGCCAGGCUGUUCACCAAGUCCCACCGGAGAGACGGCGGCUGCAGCUGAACACACACUGCCGGCCAGGAGGCCCUCUGUGCGGGGGUGUCAACGUCCCAAGCUCUGCAGCCACCUUGGAUAAUUUUGUAUCCCGAAAAAGGAAAGAAAGAAAGACAGAACGGGAGCAGGACAGCCGGAGAGUUCCCUGCAGCUGCCUAGCCUCUCACUGUAUCAGCCGCCACCAUGGUUGAACCAGCCGACAGACCGUCCACAGCUGGACAGCGACUCAGUGCACCUGACAGCUUUGGAGUGUCCACUCUGGAGCCAGGCCUUCGUCCUCCAGCUCAGACACCUGGGAGACAGGUGUCAAUCCGGGUGCAGAUGCUUGAUGACACACAGGAAGUCUUCCAGAUAUCACAACGAUCUCCUGGUAAAGUGCUCUUUGACCUGGUGUGUGUCCACCUUAACCUGACGGAGGGAGACUAUUUUGGCCUGGAGUACCAGGACCAGCGUAAGAUGACGUUGUGGCUGGAUCUUUUGAAGCCCACACUAAAACAGAUCAGACGGCCUAAAAACACCAUUCUCCGGUUCGUUGUGAAGUUCUUUCCUCCUGACCACACGCAGCUGAUGGAGGAGCUGACCAGGUAUCUGUUUGCCCUCCAGAUUAAACAGGACCUGGCCUGUGGUCGACUUAUUUGUAACGACACCAGUGCUGCUCUCAUGGUCUCUCACAUCAUUCAGUCUGAGAUUGGAGACUUUGACGAGACACAGAGCUGGCAGCAUCUCCUCCACAACAAAUACCUUCCCGACCAGGACGCCAUUAGAGACAAGAUAAUGGACUGCCACCGCAAGCAUGUGGGGCAGACUCCUGCAGUGUCAGACUAUCAGCUGCUGGAAAUUGCCAGGCGGUUGGAGAUGUAUGGCAUCCGUCUGCACCCAGCCAAGGACAGAGAAGGAACAAAGCUGAGCCUAGCUGUGGCACACACAGGCGUGCUGGUGUUCCAGGGAUACACCAAGAUCAACGCCUUUAACUGGUCUAAGAUUCGCAAACUAAGCUUCAAACGCAAAAAGUUUCUCAUUAAACUGAGGGCGGACCCUGGCCAGAAUGCCCACCAUGACACACUAGAGUUUGCCAUGGCCAGCAGGGACUGCUGUAAGAUCUUUUGGAAGAUCUGUGUCGAGUAUCACGCCUUCUUCAGGCUCUUUGAAGAACCCAAGCCCAAACCCAAGCCCAUUCUGUUCACCAGAGGAUCUUCAUUCCGUUUCAGUGGUCGGACUCAGAAGCAGAUCUUCGACUACAUCAAAGAUUCUGAGCUCAAGAAAGUUCCCUUUGAAAGAAAGCACAGCAAAAUUCUGUCCCACAGCAGCAUGUCUCCACAGUCGUCUUCUUUCAGAACACAAGUGCCAGAAGAGAGUUCACUCUCACUCCCGUUGGCAGACCAGCCCGACUCGGCCAGGUUUAACCAUCAAGCUGAACUCAACAGUGCAGGAGAUCCAGGACUGGUUUCUGCCCCCACCAAUGGGUUCCAGGACAUCCUGGUGGCGCCUGGCUCAGACCCACUCCAUUCCAGACGGAAUCACAACGGCGUUGGAUCAGCACCGGAGCAGCAGCUCCUCAACCCAGGAAGUCCAGGCUCUGAAGACUCUGCCCAGGGAAGUCCUCGUGCUAUGGUCAAUGGCAACGGUUCGGUAAACGGAGAGGGGAACCACACCUCUGGCGUCACGGCUCCGGCCCAGAGUCCAGAGUUGCAUCCGGUUUCUCCUCUCACCAGCCCACUGCUGAUGGAGGCUGGGUACGUUCGCAACGACGAGGAGGAAGAGGCCAGGAGAAAGAAGUUUCCCACAGACAAGGCCUACUUCAUAGCCAAGGAGCUGUUGACCACAGAGAGGACCUACCUCAAAGACAUUCAAGUCGUCACAGAGUCCUUCCUGAGUUUUGCGGCUAAAGAAGAGACGUUCCCUGAGUCUGUUCAGAACCUGUUUUCCACCAACUACGAACCGAUCCAGAAGUUCCACCAGGGAUUCCUCAAAGAGGUGGAGCAGCGUCUGGCACAGUGGGAGGGACGCUCUAAUGCCCACAUUAAAGGAGACUAUCAACGCAUCGGUGAUGUUUUACUGAAGAACAUCCAGGGUCUCAGGCAGUUGACAAUUCAUCUACAGAAACAUUCAGAGUGCCUGGUUGAACUGGAACGCGCCUGCAGAUCCAGUCGUAAGGUGGAGACCGUGUGUCGAGACUUUGAGCAGCAGAAGGUUUGUUACCUCUCCUUCAACAUCUUCCUGCUCCGUCCUCUUCAUCGGCUGCUGCACUACAAGCUCAUCCUGGAGAGGCUCUGCAAACACUACCCACCCACUCACGACGACUUCAGGGACUCUAGAGCGGCUUUGGCAGACAUCUCUGAGAUGGUGCUCCAGCUCCAAGGCACUAUGAUGAAGAUGGAGAACUUCCAGAAACUUCUGGAGCUGAACAAGGACCUGAUGGGCAUCGACAACCUCGCUAUACGCGGCAGGGAGUUUAUCAGGCUCGGCUGUCUCAGCAAACUCUCAGGGAAGGGUCUUCAGCAGAGGAUGUUUUUCCUGUUCAGUGAUUCCUUGGUCUACACCAGUCGAGGGAUGACAGCAUCCAAUCAGUUUAAAGUUCACGGACAGCUGCCUCUUUAUGGCAUGACGAUCAGAGAAAGUGAGGAGGAAUGGGGGGUCCCUCACUCCUUCACCCUGUUUGGACACCGUCAGUCAGUGGUGGUGGCAGCCAGCUGUGCCUCAGAGAUGGAGCGGUGGGUAGAGGAUAUCAGAAUGGCCAUUGACCUGGCCGAACACAGCAGCAGCCCCGGCACAGACCUGCUCUCUACCAGCCUCUCUGACAACAAACUUCUGGACGACAGUGCGGUGGAGCAGGAGUCCGAGGAGGAGCUCUGUGGCUCACGCUCGUCCCUGGAGCGCCAGGGUCACCGUGGAAACACCACUGUGCACGUGUGCUGGCACCGUAACACCAGCGUGUCCAUGGUGGACUUCAGUAUUGCUGUGGAGAACCAGCUGUCUGGCAACCUGCUGAGAAAAUUCAAGAACAGUAACGGCUGGCAGAAGCUCUGGGUGGUCUUCACCAACUUCAGCCUUUUCUUCUACAAAUCACAUCAGGACAACUACCCUCUGGCCAGCCUCCCUCUGCUGGGCUACUCUGUCACAGUCCCGUCAGAGUCGGAGAACAUCCACAAAGACUACGUCUUCAAACUCCACUUCAAGUCCCACGUGUACUACUUCAGAUCAGAGAGCGAGUACACAUUUGAAAGGUGGAUGGAGGUGAUACGCAGUGCCACCUGCUCCUCCAGUCAUACUGUGUCCAGCUCUAGAAAAGAGCUUUACUGAAGAAGGUGCUCCAUCAUCACUCCUCCUUCUCCUCCUCCCUUCUUCCCUGCUGACUUCAGACUGAUCCCUAAAGUGGGUCGAUGCCUUAACACAUUAUCACAUUGCACAGACGAUGGACUUGAGUACACACUGGCUCCUCACCUCUGAUAGGUGGACACACUCAAGUCCUCCUGCACCGUCACAAACUUUACACACAUACACAAGCUUUGCUCAUAGUACUUACCUUAUGUUUUUUUUAUUAAAGCUAGAGCCAUUAAGUGAUGUUCACAUGCACAAACACAAACGUAAAGACACCACUGACAUCAAUGGAAGGGUUGGUUUUUUUUUUUUCCAUCUUAAACAUUGCUUGCAUUUUAUUUUUUUAGUGUAAAACUGAGCUGGAAUUUAGGAAAGUAAGCACAUUUGAGCUAAGUUUUUUCUCACUACAGCCCACUAAGAAUACGAUAACUUUGAUGCAAUUUUAGUUUCAUUUAAAUAGUAAAAAAAACCUUUUUGUAAAAUGUUUUCUUCUUUGUACAGUCAUUUGAUACACUGUGAAAUCCAUUGUUCUUGUCGCCGCUCGACUUUUCUCAAAAGAAAAAAUGCCCUUUAAUACGUUUCUGGUGCCAACAGAGAUUUUAAUGGUUCACUGCCAAAAGACACUUUUUUUUCUCUUUUAAAUCUUAAUUCAUGAAAUAAAAACUAGAUAAGACUGUGUUUAUUUACUCUCUCACUAAGAUUCAAAACGUUCCUCCGAGACUUUUUGUUUUUUGAACGCCCCCAGGUGAACUUUAACCAGAACAAUUUAUUUAAAGAAGAAAAAAAGCAUAUAAUGGACAAGGACAGGCAGGCCAGUCAAGCACAUAAACUUAAUUCAAACCUUUUAGUGUAUUCCACAGCUAUACUGAGUACUUAUUACCAAACAUGGUGCAAGUCGUAAUUACAGUUUCAGAAACUUAAAGAAAAACAAG
Cynoglossus semilaevis (tongue sole) is the source of this 4434-nucleotide messenger RNA. Its product is annotated as FERM, ARHGEF and pleckstrin domain-containing protein 1-like. Gene Ontology annotation, molecular function: cytoskeletal protein binding; guanyl-nucleotide exchange factor activity. The transcript is spliced from 28 exons. Lineage: Eukaryota; Metazoa; Chordata; Actinopteri; Pleuronectiformes; Cynoglossidae. The record is from RefSeq and is a predicted model, not a curated record. Bases 368 to 3484 code for a protein of 1038 amino acids. Gene Ontology annotation, cellular component: cytoskeleton.